ACAAAUACAUAAAAGACUAGUUAUGAUUAAUACUAGACUAGUUUUAGUGGUGCACAUAGUGAGGUGGCAUGCAGUGCGCGAGGACUUAAUCCACAGGGUGUGGAUGUCAUUCAGGACUUGUAAUGACUUGACAAUGACUUGUGUUGGAUAAGUAUCCAGUUCCUGACGACCUGGGCUACUGCCAGGGGUGUGAAGAGGUUCUUCAACUAGAUUUCCUAGGUAGAGUAUAACAGUUUUGUUCCAGAAACUGAACGUUGUUUACUUAAGUUUGACUCAACAACUCCUUUGGCAGUUGGACUGCGCAUGCGCGCUGAUAUUUGUGUUUUCUGUGAAGUGAGUCUGUUAUGGAGGAGGAAACUCUCUUGGAUUUGGGUCAUCUGACUGAAGCAGAACAAAACGUCAUUUUAGAUGUAUUGUUGAGGGAUAAUGAAUUACGCAACCAAGAUGAAGGCCGGAUCAGCAAACUCAAACAAGUGGAGUCAGACCCUGUGCGCCUUCACUUCCUCACGGGCGCGUGGUUCAAUGAGCAACGAGCCAAGCGCUAUCAGAAUCGAGGGACUGAUGUUGUCCAAACCUCUAUGCGCCGCAAAAGGAAGGACAAAGAUUUGCCUGUGAUGUCAGUGUUUGAAGAACAGAAAGAACAAAAUUCAUCUCAGAGGCUAGAAGAGACCACAGAAGUGAACACGGCAGACCUGGAAGAUGGAGAAAUAAUAGAAAAAGAAAAAAAAAUAGAGGAGGAGAAAAAAGAAAGUCUCAACCUUAGUGUGGCCCCUGAACCACGACCAAGAACCAAACGAAGCACAAAGACGAAUACUGAAAAGAGAGAAGAUAUUUCAGAAGUUGAGUCAAGGGAAAUUACUGAAGGAAGUGUUGCAGAUUCAGAGGCUUUAGAGGACAGAUCACUGCAGAACACAACCUCAUCACUACAGGCUGAUUCAGAUGGUGAUAUUGAUUCUGGCAGCACUGAACUGGACUACACCAGAUUUGGCUCAGUUAACAACUUGAACUCUAAUCAUACGAUGAGCGGCAGCAUGAUGAGCCUAUACAGUGCUGGGGAUUUUGGAAGUGUUACUGUGACUGGCCAGAUCCAAUUCUCUUUGCAGUAUGACUCUAGGAAAGAGGAGCUUCAUGUGCGAGUGUGUCGCUGUCAGGACCUGGCUCCAGCGCGUAAAAACCGCUCUGACCCGUAUGUGAAAUUGUAUCUCCUUCCAGAUAACACAUCUCAUAGUAAAAGAAAAACUUCAGUAAAGAAGAAAACCCUAAAUCCUGUAUAUGAUGAAACACUCAAGUAUAAAGUACGUAAAUCAGACCUGCUGGCUCGCGUCCUCAGUGUGUCAGUGUGGCAUAUGGAGCGUGUGCGGAGGAACCUGUUCUUGGGGGAGGUCGAAGUGCAGCUCAGCCAGUGGGACUGGAGCCAGAGUAAACCAGCCUGGUACCCCCUUCAGCCCAGGGUACAAAUGAAUCCUGAAGCUGUGCUCAGCAGGGGAACCAUCUUACUAUCAAUUAAAUUCAUACCACCUGGCUCUGAAGAAGGAGGGUUCCCUCUCACUGGUGAGUUACAUAUUUGGCUGAAGGAGAUCGUUGGACUCCUUCCUCCAAAACGUGGGACUCCAAGUAUCUCUGUAAAAAGUGUGAUUUUGCCAGAUGAGAGCGGUGGUAGUGGUCAGCAGACGCGGGUUGUUCGUGGGUCAGUCAGUCCUGUAUUUAACCACACUAUGGUGUAUGAUGGUUUGCAGUCUGUUGACCUCACACAGGCCUGUGCUGAAAUUACUGUUUGGAACUCAUCCACCUGUCUUGGAGGUGUGCACCUCAGCACAGGCUCAGGUAUGAGUUAUGGUCAGAUGGUUAGCUGGAUGGACUCCAAUGAAGAAGAAAUCAGUGUGUGGAAUACAGUCAUCCAGGACCCCAACAACUGGGUGGAUGUCACUCUGCCAAUCAGAACCAACAUUCAGCUGUGCUGAGAGUAACAUACCUGGCCUUGUCUAUCUAACAAGACAGUCCACCAAUUUCCUCCUUUGUUCUUUCACAGAGAAAUAUUUAUUUCUCUCUAUGACAUUCUGGAAGUCACUUAAAUUAUAUAAUAUAUAUUGGUACAUGCAUUCUUGGUUCUUAUGAGGAAAAAGAUGUAUUUUGCUAUUUAUAAGCUUAAAAGCAGCAAUAUGUAAAUAUUGAGGAUUUAGAGAUUUGGAGACCUCUCGGGACUUCAAUACUGACCCCUCAGGAAAUCAUAGUGGAUGGGAUUUGGAGUUGUCUCCUAUGUUAAACCUCCUCUCAUAAUGUCUCGGGCCCCAUGGUGGCUUCACAAUUUACUUGACCUUCUUUUGUGCUAAGGGUUGUGGUGUGAUGACAUAUGACAUAUGACAAAUCCAUGUUGGCAUAAGAGUUCAAAAACUGUGUUCACAAUCAGCUCUGAAAGCUCUGAAUUACUGUUUUAAGCUUUCCAGGGCAAAUUUUCAUCAGCUACCAAAAAAAACCAAAAACUCGCGUACUUUAGUAUUUGUGGAAUUUUUCAUAAAAUGCCAGUAACUAUAGCACAUGUCUGUUCAGUGAUAUCAUUUUGUCAGAAUUUGUUACACUCCUACUUUGUUAAAUGUUUUUUGUAAAUAGGUUUUGAAAAUCGUUAUUGGGGAAAUUAUUUUAUAUUUUUUAAUACCAUCUGUCCACUCUUUGGGAGCACCUGGUGUUCAGGUUCAGGUGCUUCAGGUUAUCAAGGUUGCAAUGUCUCAGGAUUCCUGAGCAUACAUACAGCAUUGCAGAAGGCAGUUAUAGCUCCAUGAUUAUUUUCUGCAGGAGUCAUGCUUGGAAAAGAAGCAAGCAGCCUGGUGGUACUGUUGUACAACAAGCAAGUAAUAUUGUCCUACUCCUACUGCCAACUGCAUUGGCAAGUUUGGUACUUCCAAAGUGGGAGUGUAUAAAUAACUUUUUAAAAAGAGAUAUGUUCUUAAGGUGUAAAAGACUGAAUGGUUUUGUAUCUACUAAUAAACAGAAUAAAUAGUGAUCACAUGUGAUGUUUCAGUGUGUGUGUGUCCAGUGGCUGUGUGUACCAUAAGGUUGAUCAGGCAAAUCACUUGGAUUUUUGAUUACCACUUACAUUACAUUUUUAUUGAUCUUCUUUUAUACAAAUUACGUUCAUGGUGGUAUAAUAGGUGUGAACCCUCAUUUGGUAAAACCCCACAACUUUGUUGUUUUCCUUAG
Pangasianodon hypophthalmus (striped catfish) is the source of this 3195-nucleotide messenger RNA. It is a transcript of the gene sytl1, whose product is annotated as synaptotagmin-like 1. Gene Ontology annotation, molecular function: small GTPase binding; neurexin family protein binding. The record is from RefSeq and is a predicted model, not a curated record. The transcript is spliced from 15 exons. Gene Ontology annotation, biological process: intracellular protein transport; exocytosis. Lineage: Eukaryota; Metazoa; Chordata; Actinopteri; Siluriformes; Pangasiidae. Gene Ontology annotation, cellular component: exocytic vesicle; plasma membrane. Bases 345 to 1961 code for a protein of 538 amino acids.